Molecule: messenger RNA, 3091 nt
Organism: Echinops telfairi (small Madagascar hedgehog)
Lineage: Eukaryota; Metazoa; Chordata; Mammalia; Afrosoricida; Tenrecidae
Gene: RCC1
Product: regulator of chromosome condensation 1
Exons: 10
Coding region: 32-1363 (443 amino acids)
Cellular component (GO): cytoplasm
Molecular function (GO): guanyl-nucleotide exchange factor activity
Source: RefSeq, a predicted model, not a curated record
UGUAUUUGGCUGGGUUUUUCAGGAAAAGAAGAUGCCACCCAAGCGCAUAGCUAAGAGAAGAUCACCCCCAGAAGAUGCUACCCCCAAAAGCAAGAAAGUGAAGGACCCUCGUAACCAGGCAGUGAGGGCAGCCGUCUCCCACCAUGCUCCUGGCGCCCGCUCCUGCCAAGUCUCUCAUAGGUCCCACAACAUAGAGCCCGGCAAGGUGCUGACACUGGGCCAGGGGGACGUGGGCCAGCUGGGGCUGGGAGAGAACGUGAUGGAGAGGAAGAAGCCAGCCCUGGUGCCCAUUCCUGAAGAUGUCAUCCAGGCCGAGGCAGGGGGGAUGCACACUGUGUGUCUAAGCAAGACUGGCCAGGUCUAUUCCUUCGGCUGCAACGAUGAGGGUGCCCUGGGAAGGGACACAUCACUGGAAGGCUCGGAGAUGGUCCCCGGGAAAGUGGACCUGCAGGAGAAGGUGGUACAGGUAUCAGCAGGAGACAGCCACACAGCAGCCCUCACGGAGGAUGGCCGUGUCUUCCUCUGGGGCUCAUUCCGGGACAAUAACGGGGUGAUUGGGCUCCUGGAGCCCAUGAAGAAGAGCAUGGUGCCCGUGCAGGUCCAGCUGGAUGUGUCUGUGGUGAAGGUGGCCUCAGGGAAUGACCACCUGGUGAUGCUGACGGCUGACGGUGACCUCUACACCCUGGGCUGUGGAGAACAGGGCCAGUUGGGCCGAGUGCCUGAAUUAUUCGCUAACCGCGGUGGCCGCCAGGGUCUUGAACGGCUCCUUGUCCCUAAGCGCGUGUUGCUGAAAUCCAGGGGAAGCCGGGGCCAUGUGCGCUUCCAGGAUGUCUUCUGUGGCGCCUACUUCACCUUUGCCGUCUCCCAGGAGGGUCACAUCUAUGGCUUUGGUCUCUCCAACUACCACCAGCUUGGAACGCCAGGCACAGAAUCUUGCUUUGUACCCCAGAACCUGACAUCGUUCAAGAACUCCACCAAGUCCUGGGUGGGCUUCUCGGGUGGCCAGCACCAUACGGUCUGCAUGGAUUCCGAAGGAAAAGCGUACAGCCUGGGCCGGGCUGAGUAUGGGCGGCUGGGCCUCGGGGCGGGUGCUGAGGAGAAGAGCAUCCCCACCCUCAUCCCCAGGCUGCCUGCCGUCUCCUCAGUGGCUUGUGGGGCCUCUGUGGGGUAUGCUGUGACCAAGGAUGGCCGAGCUUUUGCAUGGGGCAUGGGCACCAACUACCAGCUGGGCACCGGACAGGACGAGGACGUCUGGAGCCCUGUGGAGAUGACAGGCAAACAGCUGGAGAACCGAGUGGUCUUGUCUGUGUCCAGCGGGGGCCAGCACACAGUCUUACUAGUCAAGGACAAGGAACGGAGUUGAUGAGGGCCUGGCCCCCGGCCCCCUCGACCUUCCUCAUGGAUCAGGGAAGCAGUGACAAUUACGGACUCCAGCAGCUCUGCCCUCAGCCCUGAGCGCUCUUGUUACCUCCUGCCUUUUUCUCAUCAGCGGAACUGAACCCCGUUAUUCUUUUUAGUUUUUCCUUUCCUGCUUUGGGUACUCACCCUAAGAUAAGACCUGCAGGAUGACAGGCUGGAGGGGAAAGGGGCAGGGGCUUAUCUCAAGGACCGUGGCUCCCCCGGAGCAUGUGGAUAGACCUUUCCUGGCACGUCCCUACCUCUCACGGCCCUGCUAGUCUCCACCUUGCCCACCGAAGAACCCUAGCUUCCUUUGGUGAGUGUUUGGUGCCCAUGCACUGAACUCUGGGCUCUGUCAAGCCCCACCCUAGUCAUGUGCCUCUCUGCCCCUAACAGCUUACAGGCAGGCAGACACAGGUACAGUUGCCAGAGUCAGCUGUCAUGGCUGCGUGCUUUGGGGGAGGGGGGAAAGGGCAGGGCUGGCUAGCCAGCCAUGGGAUGGGCUGCACUCAGCCAAAUGCUUGGCUCUGAAUAGGUACCCAGGGGCAGAAAGGACAAUGAUUGUUCGCUUGACUGAAGGAAAAAAGCAGCCAACUAAAACUUCUCCUAGAAGCACAAAGCAUUCUCCUGCCCCUUGGGCACCGCCCGCUUAUCCAACCCUUUCCAGCUGCCUCACCUGCAGCCAAAGGCCCGAACACAGAAGGGAAACUAGGCAGGACAGGACUUCGGGGAGACGAGAUGGUGGAUUUUUAAAAUAUUGAAGGGGUGGAGAGAAGGGAGGGGAAGAGGUUUGGGGACAGGGAGGGGCUGGUCCCAAGAAACAGAACUUCUACAGUGACCAAGACCAUAGAAAGUAGUUGUGAUUUUUUUUAAAUGUAAACUAUUUUGGAGGAGAGAGUGAAAUCUUUUAAAGCUUUGAAUAAAUUUAGAGUUUUAUAAAAAUGGGCCCCUUUUUUCCUAUACAUUUCCUGCUUUUUGAAGGGAAUAACCCGCUGCAGGCCCAGGGGUCCACAGCCCUGGGGCCAGGCCUGGGACUUAGUGUCCAGAUGUCCCGAGGUGCUGGUGUAUGCUGCUCAGCUGCUGGUGCAGCUGUUCGAGACUCCAAAUCUACACACUGAAGUUGACUGGGAUUUUGGGUUGUGGGAAUCACUGCUUUUUUUUUUUUCCCUUUCUUUACAGUACAUUUCUAGAAAUAUUUAGUAAGCUUGGGUCAUUUUCAACACCUGAUGCAGUUUGUAAACAUAAUUGCACAAUCGCUCUUAAAGGACAAUUUCUGUCAUCGAAUGCAGACUUGACAGGCCUGUGAGCAACCAAAGCCUAGCGCUGACUCCGCCCCUCAUGGUAGCCAGGAGCUUCAGGUGACCACUCAUGUGCCACCUUGGCCCAUUCAGGUGAAGUCCAACGACAUCAUAGCUCUGAUCCCAUAAGGUUAUACUGGAGGUCAGAAAUCCUCAUCCAAGGAACUGGACACAACUGCACAGUAGCAAACAGAAAAGCGUCCCAACACAACACGUGUUACCUCACGUCUCCUGUAUACAGUGAUUUCCGCUGCUAGGCAUAAAAUGGCACAGUACAUACAUAACCUGUAAUACAUGUCUCGAUUGUCAUAAUACUGGCUUAUGUAUGUACUGUACUGUAGAUCGUUACUUUAAUGUGAACUUUCCCUACUUGCAAAUAAAAAAAAUGUGCUGUG